GAAGAGGAGUCAUGUUUCUGAGGAGGAGCAGUCGUCCUGCUGUGCUCCGUGUCAGGACGUCCUGAAGGAUCCAGUCUCCACCAGCUGUGGACACUGGUUCUGCAGACAGUGCAUCACCUCAUACUGGGACCAGUCUGGUUCUUCAGGAGACUCCUCCUGUCCCCAGUGUGGACAAAGAUCCAGAACAGGAGCUGGAGCAGAUCGUGGUCUGCAGGAGGUUUCAGAUGAACAUAAGCUCAGUCUGAGGAGGAGAUGUGAACAUGUGACUGAAGGAAGUGAUGAAACAGGAAGUAGAACCCUCCUCAACAGGAUCUACACUGAGCUCCACAUCACAGAGGGACAGAGUGAAGAGGUUAAUACUCAACAUGAGGUGAGGCAGCUUGAGACGGCUUCCAAGAUGAAGAUCCUCCAGGACACUCCCAUCAAGGUCCAGGACAUCUUUAAAGCCUCCACUGACCAGCAGAGCAGCAUCAGAGUCGUCCUGACCAACGGAGUCGCUGGCGUUGGAAAAACCUUCUCGGUGCAGAAGUUCACUCUGGACUGGGCAGAGGGUUUAGAGAACCAGGAUGUGGGUCUGCUGGCUGUGCUUUCGUUCAGGGAGCUGAACCUGGUGAAGGACCAGCAGCACAGUCUUCUCACGCUGCUCCAUGUUUUCCAUCCAGCGUUACAGAAGCUCACUGCAGAGACGCUCGCUGUCUGUAAACCUUUGUUCAUCUUUGACGGCCUGGAUGAAAGCAGACCUUCUCUGGACUUCAACCACAGGGAGCUUGUGUCUGAGGUCACACAGAGGUCAUCAGUCAACGUGCUGCUGACAAACCUCAUCCGGGGGAAUCUGCUUCCCUCGGCUCUCGUCUGGAUAACCUCCAGACCCGCGGCGGCCAAUCAGAUCCCUCCUGCAUGUGUUGACAGGGUCACAGAAGUACGAGGCUUCACUGAGGCCCAGAAGGAGGAGUACUUCAGGAGGAGGUUCAGUGAUGAAGAGCUGUGCAGCAGAAUCAUCUCACACAUCAAGACGUCCAGGAGCCUCCACAUCAUGUGUCAAAUCCCAGUCUUCUGCUGGAUCAGUGCUACAGUUCUGGAGCACAUGUUGACCACAGACCAGAGAGGAGAGCUGCCCAAGACCCUGACUGACCUGUACUCACACUUCCUGCUGGUUCAGACCAAGAGAAAGAACAACAAGUACGGUGAGGGACAUGAGACGACUCCACAGCAGCUGACGGAGGCUGACAGGGACGUUCUCCUGAAGCUGGGGAGGCUGGCACUUAAACAUCUGGAGGAAGGAAACAUCAUGUUCUACCAAGAAGACCUGGAGCAGUGUGGUCUUAAUGUCACAGAGGCCUCGGUGUACUCAGGAGUUUGUACUGAGAUCUUCAGAAGAGAGUGUGUGAUCUUCCAGAAAUCAGUCUACUGCUUUGUUCAUCUGAGCGUUCAGGAGUUUCUGGCUGCAGUCUACAUGUUCCACUGUUACACCGAGAGGAACACAGAAGAACUCAACAACUUCUUGAGAACAUAUGUGGACACAGACAGUACCUUCUCCCUGGAAGACCUCCUGAAGAGAACCAUGGAGAAAUCCCUCACCAGUACAAAUGGUCAUCUGGACCUGUUUGUUCGCUUCCUUCACGGCCUCAGUCUGGAGUCCAACCAGAGAGUCUUAGGAGGCCUGCUGGGUCGGACUGGGAACAAUCCAAAUAUCAUCCAGAGAGUCUUAGGAGGCCUGCUGGGUCGGACAGAGAACAAUCCAAAGAUCAUCCAGAGAGUCAUCAACAACCUGAAGGAGAUGAAGAGUGAUGACAGUUCUCCUGACAGAAGCAUCAACAUCUUCCACUGUCUGACUGAGAUGAACGACCACUCAGUUCAUCAGCAGAUGAAACAGUUCCUGACGUCAGAGAACAAAUCAGAGGAGAAACUCUCUGGGAUCCACUGCUCAGCUCUGGCCUACAUGCUGCAGAUGUCAGAGGAGGUUCUGGAUGAGUUGAACCUGAAGAAGUUCAACACAUCAGACCAGGGUCGAUGGAGACUGAUCCCAGCUGUGAGGAACUGCAGGAAGGCUGAGUGAGUCCAGACAUGAUCAAUAACAUGUUCUGUGUGUGUGUGUGUGUGUGUGUGUGUGUGUGUGUCUGUGUGUGUGUGUGUGUGUGUGUGUGUCUGUGUGUGUGUGUGUGUGUGUGUGUGUGUGUGUGUGUCUGUGUGUG
Messenger RNA from Pleuronectes platessa (European plaice), 2192 nucleotides. Its product is annotated as NLR family CARD domain-containing protein 3-like. Bases 398 to 2056 code for a protein of 552 amino acids. The record is from RefSeq and is a predicted model, not a curated record. The transcript has 2 exons. NCBI's taxonomy places the organism in Eukaryota, Metazoa, Chordata, Actinopteri, Pleuronectiformes, Pleuronectidae.